AAGUUUUUACCCCCCGCCCCCGUACUAACUCUGGGCGCAGACCGUCACAGUAACCGAUCGGCGGGAUUCGGAUCGAGGUUUAAAGAAGUGAGUAAAAUGUCGAGGACGUGGGAAAUAUCCGAUUCAGACGCCGAAGUGGAGAAAGAAUCAAAUGGCACUUUACAAAGUCGCGAAAGGUCUGGCGACUCCGCAGAGAGAAGCGUUUCGGUUCCGCCGCCAUCAUUCGAACGCGAUCGGCCGGGUCCGGCGAAAAGGCGCCGUUCCAAGGAGGAGAUGGAGGCGGACCGGGACAAAGCCAGGCAACGGAGGGAAGCUCGGGAGAAGAACCGAGCUGCGAAGGAGCGACAGAAGCAGGAGAAGAAAAAGGAGCAAGAGAAAAGGAAAGAAGCUGCGCAACGUCUCAAGCCAGAGAACUGUCUCCAGUGUUUGACUGUGUGCGUAGAUCCGGCUCUCCUGCAACAGCCGGGCUGCGACAUCCUGCUGGGCACGCUCUCUUCUUUGGAAUGGCGCUACAGCAUCCGACCGCAGCCGCUUGCCAACGGCAUCACGUGGACCAGGGAUUUACCUCAGCUGACCGACGGCGCCACGGGAACGGUUGCGGAGGACCAACUGGUGCAGGUGCUCAGCGCAUCCCAAUUCGUCGACGUGGCCGUCGCUGUGAAAAAACUGAUUGACAGCGACGGGGAAGAACUCGAGGGCGAUUCCGUUCCGGGCCCGUUGGCGGAGGGCUUCCGACCGGACGCGGGCCAGGUGGCCACCAUCUUGGUCACAGAGUACAGGGGGCCCGCGUUUGCCCAAGCGGUCCGCUCCAGGUCCGGCGGGGGGGACGUGGACGUCGAGGAGGUUCUCGUGUUUCUGCAGCUGCGGAAGAACGUGGCCGUCUUCUUUGUGGAAAGCUGGCGGGACGUCGCCGACCACGUGUGCGCCGUCACCAAGUCCUUGUCCAAGCGACCUUUGAAGCAGCUGACGGAGCGAGCGCGGCUGCCCUUCUGCGCCGAGGGCUCGUGGGCCGGCGGGGCGCGCGUGGAGAAGGACGGCUCCGGCCUCCGACGGGUGUGGAGCGAGCAGAUCCGCCAGCUCAACAGGGUGGGCGGGGCCACCGCCUCCUGCGUGACCGCCGCGUACCCGUCGCCGCGGCUGCUGCUGCAGGCUUACGGGGCGGCGCGUUCGGAGGAGGAGCGCAAGAAGCUGCUGGCCCAUCUGGAGGUGAAGGGCGACGGGCAGGACCGGCGGGUCGGACCCCAGAUUUCCGCCAGAGUUUACCGCUGCCUCACCGCUCGCAACCCAGAACUGGUCCUGGACUAACUCCAACAACCGCGGCUGCGUCUCUCAUGUGACCGUUGAAGUCAACGAGCCAAACGUCUGCCUCGGGGAUUCGCGUCCAAAUGACGUCAUGCAAGGAAAUCCAUUUGGGGAAAACAAUGAUUGCAUUAAAAACAAAUCUGCAGCA
This is a messenger RNA of Hippocampus zosterae (dwarf seahorse), 1450 nucleotides long. It is a transcript of the gene eme2, whose product is annotated as probable crossover junction endonuclease EME2. The transcript is spliced from 8 exons. Lineage: Eukaryota; Metazoa; Chordata; Actinopteri; Syngnathiformes; Syngnathidae. Gene Ontology annotation, cellular component: nucleus; Holliday junction resolvase complex. Gene Ontology annotation, biological process: mitotic intra-S DNA damage checkpoint signaling; double-strand break repair; replication fork processing. Gene Ontology annotation, molecular function: nuclease activity; DNA binding. The record is from RefSeq and is a predicted model, not a curated record. The coding region runs from base 97 to 1305 and encodes 402 amino acids.